Messenger RNA from Umbelopsis ramanniana AG, 799 nucleotides. RefSeq lists its product as uncharacterized. The record is from RefSeq and is a predicted model, not a curated record. The transcript has a single exon. Lineage: Eukaryota; Fungi; Mucoromycota; Umbelopsidomycetes; Umbelopsidales; Umbelopsidaceae. Bases 19 to 507 code for a protein of 162 amino acids.
AUUGCAUUCCCCUUUGCAAUGAGCAACAAACUGGUCACACUUUUGCUCACAGUGGCUGGCCUAGCUCUGUCACCUUUCAUUAUACUUGGCCUUAUUACCUUGGUAACAGUAGCCGUUGUUGUUAGUACCUUGACAUCUUCAUUUAUUUUGAUCAGGCUUGCUAUGUUGAUACUGGAAGUACUAUCAUCCCUGACUAUAACCUCGACCAAUUGGCUACUCAGCACAACGGUUCACACUCUUGGAAGUCAUUUAUGGGGUUGGUCACAUCAACAAAACCAAUCAAUUAUCCAUCAACGAAUAAUGGAGCAGCGAAAAGUCUCCUCCUCAUUAGCUCGUAGACGAAAACGGUCCACGAGCAAACUGGAUGUACCUGAACACUAUUUACCAAAGAGACGGUCGGUGUCUAACCCAGGCACCCCUAUCAGCCAUCAUGGAAAUUACUUUGACACAAAGGCUACGCUUGGCCUAGAGAUGACCACCCGGCCACAAAUUGUAGCCUCCCUCUGAAAUACCUGUCUACCCCCUUUACCCGAAAUUACAACCUGUGUAUAUCACCCUAUACCACCUUUCUCUAGGAAGAGAAAUGUUUUCGAUAGUUUUACAGAAUGGCUAUGGCCAAGCUUAUUUAGAUUGUAGAUAGUAUUCAUUUAUUUUUCUUUACAUCAUUGCCUGUAACUAAAGUAUCCGAUUCGGUUCUGUACAGCUUGACGUGUCAUGUAGGUCAAUCAAAAAUCAUACUUAGUAGGAAAGGAAUGCUUUUUCUAAGGGUUGCCUACAGUAUGUGACUAUUGGUAGGAUU